Phycodurus eques (leafy seadragon) is the source of this 1278-nucleotide messenger RNA. RefSeq names its product SUMO-conjugating enzyme UBC9-like. The record is from RefSeq and is a predicted model, not a curated record. Gene Ontology annotation, biological process: protein sumoylation. Gene Ontology annotation, molecular function: SUMO conjugating enzyme activity. The coding region runs from base 345 to 821 and encodes 158 amino acids. The transcript is spliced from 7 exons. NCBI's taxonomy places the organism in Eukaryota, Metazoa, Chordata, Actinopteri, Syngnathiformes, Syngnathidae. Gene Ontology annotation, cellular component: nucleus.
GGGGUCCUAUUUAGCUGUAUGCUAGUCGACGAGACGGCGUUACGAGACAUUUAUUUACGCAUUUGAGGAGCACUGUGAUCAAAAACAACAUCAACAUCUUCGUUUUAGAUUGCUAGAGGAAUGUUCAACAAAGUGGCGUUCAAUCGGUUUGGUCAUUUACGUUCCUAGUGGCCCAUUAUUUGUGUUUUCCAACGACAAAGGGUGUGUUUUCUUUGGUCGCGCUAGCGCCGUUGAAUCAUAACAGUUGACUUAUUUUAGAUUUUCACCCGAAAAAUCAUUCGUGGUCCGUCGUUUGAAGAUAGACUUCAUUUCACAUCUAAACUGGGAGGGGUUCAUGUGCAGCAAUGUCUGGCAUUGCGCUUAGCAGACUGUCCCAGGAGCGCAAAGCCUGGAGAAAAGAUCACCCGUUUGGCUUUGUUGCUGUCCCUACCAAGAAUCCAGAUGGAACCAUGAACCUGAUGAAUUGGGAAUGUGCCAUUCCUGGAAAGAAAGGCACCUUGUGGGAGGGAGGACUGUAUAAACUCAGGAUGCUCUUCAAGGACGACUACCCCUCCUCACCACCCAAAUGCAAGUUUGAGCCACCGAUAUUCCAUCCAAAUGUCUACCCAUCUGGCACCGUGUGUCUGUCCAUCCUGGAGGAGGACAAAGAUUGGAGGCCCGCCAUCACCAUCAAACAGAUUCUUUUGGGAAUCCAGGAGCUGCUGAAUGAGCCCAACAUUCAAGACCCAGCACAAGCAGAGGCUUACACAAUUUACUGUCAGAACCGGAUGGACUACGAGAAGCGGGUCAGGGCCCAGGCCAAGAAGUUUGCACCCACAUAGAUCAGGCCGGACAGUCGGACUUAAUAGAGGUGACAAAGAGCAGAACCUGAAGGACCACUCCAACAAGGAUCAACUUUUCUGUACUGUUACGCCAUUUCAUAGGUGGCAUGUAAAAGAUAACCCCAACACUUGUAUAUUGGUUGUAAACUAAACGGUUGCUCGUAAGAAGGAAGCAGGCCAUCCAGGCACAAUGAGGAGGUGAAGCAUUCGAAAAACAAUGUAACCACUUUGCUUUGUUCAACCGGUUUCAUUUUCCCCGUAAAUUCCCUGGACGCACAUUUGGGAACAAGCAAAAGGCUUGGGAGUUUUUGCCAAGAGAUAACUGAACGCAUGUACAUACUAUAAAUAAAGAAAAUUGUGAAAGUUAUGUUUUAUAUUGUUUUAGCCAGUUGACAUUUGUGUGGUAUAAUGAUAAAGAAGGUGUAUUAAUGUGAAAUAAAAUUGAAUAAAAACAAAA